This is a messenger RNA of Carcharodon carcharias (great white shark), 2405 nucleotides long. RefSeq names its product metal transporter CNNM4-like. The record is from RefSeq and is a predicted model, not a curated record. The coding region runs from base 2 to 2329 and encodes 775 amino acids. Gene Ontology annotation, cellular component: plasma membrane. The transcript is spliced from 7 exons. Gene Ontology annotation, biological process: magnesium ion transport; magnesium ion homeostasis. Gene Ontology annotation, molecular function: sodium ion transmembrane transporter activity; magnesium ion transmembrane transporter activity. Lineage: Eukaryota; Metazoa; Chordata; Chondrichthyes; Lamniformes; Lamnidae.
GAUGGCGAGGCUGCGGCCGGGCGGCUGGUGCUGGUGUGUGCUGCUGGCGCUGCUGCACUCCCGGGGCGGGCGGGCGGCGGCCAACGACACGGGCCAGGACACCGGCAUCUACGGGCUGCGGCUGGCGCAGGGCGUUCAGCAGCAUCAGGCGGUCGGGGGGGCCUCCUCGGAGGUGCUGCGGAUCACCGAGGGCCAGACGGUCAAGCUGCGGGUGUUCGGCAGCGGCAUCGACGGCGAGACGUGGCGGCGGGUGGCUUUCGCCGAGCUGGAGGAGGAGGAGGAGGAGGAGGAGGUGGAGGGCGGCGGCGGCGGCAACCGGAGCCGGCGGGCCUGCCCCAACCACAGCAAGGACAUGGAGGUGCAGCCCGGCGUGGAGGCCAGUCGGCCCACCUCGGCCCUGCUGACCGUGCAGGUCAAGGCGCUGAGGAAGCGGGAGCAGGCCCGCCUCUUCGGCCUGUGCAGCCGGGCCAAGGGCGGCGGGGCCUGGCUGCUGCACGCCGAGGCCGACAGCCGGCUGCGGGUGCUGGAGGAGGAGCCCCCGCUGAUGCCCAUGUGGCUGGAGAUCAUCCUGGCCUCCCUGCUGCUGGUGCUGUCGGGCAUGUUCUCGGGCCUCAACCUGGGCCUCAUGGCCCUGGACCCCAUGGAGCUGCGGAUCGUGCAGAACUGCGGCACCGAGGCCGAGCGGCGGCACGCCCGCACCAUCGAGCCCAUCCGGCGCCAGGGCAACUACCUGCUGUGCUCCCUGCUGCUGGGCAACGUGCUGGUCAACAGCACCCUGACCGUGCUGCUGGACGGGCUGCUGGGCUCGGGCUGGGUCACCGUGGUGGCCUCCACCGUUGGCAUCGUCAUCCUGGGUGAGAUCGUGCCCCAGGCGCUCUGCUCACGGCACGGGCUGGCUGUGGGUGCCCGCACCGUGGUGCUGACCAAGUUCUUCAUGUUGCUCACCUUCCCGCUCUCCUACCCCAUCAGCAAGAUACUGGAUUGCGUCCUGGGCCAGGAGAUUGGCAAGGUCUACAGCCGUGAGAAGAUCCUCGAGAUGCUCAAGGUGACGGGACCGUACAACGGCCUCGAGGCCGACGAGCUCAACAUGAUCCAGGGCGCCCUGGAGCUGCGCAGCAAGACGGUCGAGGACGUCAUGACGCCCAUCCACGACUGCUUCAUGGUGGCCAGUGACGCCGUUCUGGACUUCAGCACCAUGUCCGAGAUCAUGGAGACAGGCUACACCCGCAUCCCCGUCUACGAGCAGGAGAAAUCGAACAUCGUCGACAUCCUCUACGUCAAGGACUUGGCCUUCGUUGACCCCGAUGACUGCGUUCCCCUCAAGACGAUCACCAAAUUCUACAGCCACCCUCUGCACUUCGUAUUCUAUGACACCCGGCUGGAUACGAUGCUCGAGGAGUUCAAGCAAGGUAAAUCACACCUGGCGAUUGUACAGAAGGUGAACAGUGAAGGUGAGGGCGAUCCCUUCUACGAAGUGCUGGGCCUGGUCACUCUGGAGGAUGUUAUUGAAGAGAUCAUCAAAUCGGAAAUUCUUGAUGAAUCAGACAUGUACACUGACAAUCGCUCCAAGCGCAAGGUUACUCACCCCGGCAAGAAAAGGGACUUCUCAGCCUUCAAACCCAGCGUCCACGAGGUGAAAGUCAAGGUGUCCCCUCAGCUGCUGCUGGCUGCUCACCGCUUCCUAUCUACAGAGGUCAGUCUUUUUGCCACCGCUUACAUGUCAGAGAAGAUCCUGCUUCGCCUCCUCAAGCACCCCGACGUCAUCAACGAAAUCAAGUUUGAUGAGGGCAACAAGUUGGCUGCUGAACACUAUCUCUACAUACGUGGAAGGACAGUCGAUUACUUUGUCCUCAUUUUACAGGGUAAAGUGGAGGCAGAGGCUGGCAAAGAGGACAUGAGGUUUGAGACGGGACCGUUCUCCUAUUAUGGUACCAUGGCCCUCGGCAAUCCGACUAUGGACACCCGUCCGUCCUCCCGCAACAGUGAGCUAAGUCGCUCCAUGUCACUGCAUUAUGCUGAGCACUCGGAAUCCACGCCAUCCAUAGUCCUGCCCAGCACUACAGUCUCCUUGGCACAUUACGUUCCUGAUUUCUCUGUCAGGGCACUGACUGACCUGCAGUACGUCAAGAUUACACGGCAGCAAUACCAGAAUGGAUUAUUGGCAUCGAGAUUGGACAGCACCCCCCAGUCCCCUGAGAACCCCCACAUGAAGAUCGACAUGCCUGCAGUGGAGAAACCGGAGAAUAUAGCAGACGAAACCACAAACCUCCUGAACGAGCAAAACUCUUUGAACCGUAGAUCGAAUCACACUUUGGAAAACAGUAUAUGACCCUGCUCUGAGACAUCUGGUACUCUGGAGGGUUGAGCUCAGCUUUUGGGCAUUUAAAAUGGUUUGUGUGAACAAA